This is a messenger RNA of Penicillium griseofulvum, 2439 nucleotides long. Its product is annotated as Drug/metabolite transporter. Bases 1 to 2439 code for a protein of 812 amino acids. The transcript has 5 exons. Gene Ontology annotation, molecular function: enzyme regulator activity. NCBI's taxonomy places the organism in Eukaryota, Fungi, Ascomycota, Eurotiomycetes, Eurotiales, Aspergillaceae. Gene Ontology annotation, biological process: intracellular calcium ion homeostasis. Gene Ontology annotation, cellular component: endoplasmic reticulum membrane. The record is from RefSeq and is a predicted model, not a curated record.
AUGCCUCUGAUCGCACAGAACCCCCAGCCGAGAGUGAUUCUCGGAUUGAUGACCUUUGGCCCAAAUGAGGCCAAAGGUGCUCGGAUCACCUCACUGGAUGAGUACAAUAAAUGCCUUGACUACUUCCAACAGCAAGGAUUCAAUGAAGUUGAUACCGCCCGUGUCUACAUUGACGGAGAGCAGGAAGCAUUCACAGCCAAGGCGAAUUGGAAGUCGCGUGGAUUGACUCUGGCCACAAAAUGGUACCCGAGCAAGCCCGGCUUCCACAAGCCGGAGGUCGUUCGUGAGAAACUCGAGCUCUCUCUGAAGGAAUUGCAGACCGAUACAGUCGAUAUCUUCUACCUGCAUGCAGCAGAUCGCGCCACUCCAUUUGCUGAAACUCUUGAGGCUGUUAACCAGUUGCACAAGGAGGGCAAGUUUGUACAGCUCGGUCUGAGCAACUUUACAGCCUUCGAAGUGGCUGAGAUCUGCGUCCUUUGCGCUGAGAGGGGAUGGGUCCGUCCCACUAUUUACCAAGCCAUGUAUAACGCAAUCACACGUAACAUUGAGACUGAGCUCGUUCCCGCCUGCCACCGGUAUGGUCUCGACAUCGUCAUCUACAACCCGUUGGCGGGUGGUCUUUUCUCCGGAAAAUACAAGUCGAAAGAUAUCCCCGCGGAAGGCAGAUACAGCGACUCGAGCUCUACUGGAGCCAACUACCGCAAGCGUUACUUCAGAGAUGCUACCUUCGAAGCUCUGAGUAUCAUUGAACCUGUCGUAGAGAAACAUGGUCUCACAAUGCUGGAGACAGCUCUGCGCUGGGUCCGCCAUCACUCUGCUCUCAGAAUGGACAAUGGUGGUCGUGAUGGAGUCUUAGUUGGAGUCAGCAGCUUCGCACAGCUUGAGACUAACCUUGCUGAUCUCCAGAAGGGCCCGCUCCCGGAAGAGGUCGUGCAGGCUUUGGACCAGGCUUGGCUGGUUGCCAAAUCCAACUCUCCUAAUUACUGGCAUUUGGAUCUGGAAUAUACUUAUGAUACUCAGAAGGCGGUGUUCGGGCCUAAGGACUUUGAGCUUUCAGAGCCGCGGGUGACCUCUACCCCGGACGCAGUCUACGACUUCGACUCUGACGAAGAGAUGGUUGUCAAUCGCCCCCCAUUACACCGACCAACAGACGGCCGCUCGCAACAACCCCUUCUAGAUGAACACCAUCGCCGGUCACGCUCCAGCCUCGGUAACCGCGAUGCAGAAGGCCGGCCCAUGCUGCAUGAAACCAGACGGCCGACAAUCCGGAGUAAAAGUCCGGAACACGACGCUGCCCAAGCAACCCGCAAGAAGUACAUGGUUGCAUCUGGAUUUCUCCUGCUCAGUUUGAUUAGCUUCGUGGUCCAAACGGAGACCGCUUCAUACAUUCAAAAUGAGCUUCACUGGAAGAAGCCGUAUUGCAUGCUUUAUAUGACCCAUGGGUCAUGGUCCUUGCUCUGGCUGGUCCAGCUAGGUAUCCUUCGGUUACAGAAACGGAAACUCUCAUGGGAUGCUUUCUGGCGGCGCCACGUCUCUCUCAUUCGCAGCACUGCACAGAUGGUAGAAUCCCGGGAAGUACAUCUGAGCGCUCGCGCCUCCAAUCGAUCCCCUGUCCCCUAUAUGCUGAAGACCACCGCCUUUGUGACUACUGCUCUCACAGUCGCGGGAGGAUCAUGGUACGUGGCAGUCAACAUGACCACUGCCAGCGACCUCACGGCAAUCUACAACUGCUCGGCCUUCUUCGCGUAUGCUUUUUCCAUUCCGCUUCUGAACGAGAAGCUGCGGUUCGACAAGGUGUUUUCCGUGGCUGUGGCUACCAUCGGUGUUAUGGUCGUUGCCUAUGGGGACCGGCCGGAUAAGAAGCCCUCGAAAGGAGGCGAGGCCUCGGAUGACCAUGUGGCGCAGAACAGGUUCCUCGGAAACGUCGUUAUCGGCAUUGGGAGUAUCCUCUAUGGGCUUUACGAGGUACUCUACAAACGCUUUGCCUGUCCUCCGGAUGGUACCAGUCCUGGCCGGGGCACGAUCUUUGCCAAUACUUUUGGCAGUCUAAUUGGAGUUUUCACUCUGUUAGUACUAUGGAUCCCAUUGCCAUUUUUACACUGGACGGGAUGGGAGACAUUUGAAUGGCCUACUGGUGAGGCAGCAUGGAUGUUGAUGAUCUCCGUCGGUGCCAAUGCUACAUUUUCGGGGUCUUUCCUUGUGCUCAUUUCCCUCACGUCGCCUGUCCUAUCAUCAGUGGCUGCUCUCCUUACCAUCUUCCUGGUCGCUCUGGUGGACUGGUUCCGAACCGGCGAUUCGCUUUCCAUGUCCUCUAUUAUUGGAGGUGUUUUAAUUAUGCUGGCCUUUUUCAUGCUGAGCUUCAGCACAUAUAGAGAGAUGAAUGAGGAGCAGAAGAAGCAUCUGGAACAUGAUGAACUCGAGUCUGACAGUGAUGUAUAG